GACUUUUAUCUUGACGAGUGUGUUCACAAACAUUUUGCGGAAGUUGUUUUGGUGUAUUUCCGUAGCAAAAGACAAAAAUGGCAGAACGAGGAUACAGUUUUUCUCUCACAACAUUUAGCCCUUCUGGCAAACUGGUGCAGAUUGAAUAUGCUCUGUCCGCUGUAGCAGCCGGUGCUCCAUCUGUAGGAAUCAAAGCAUCAAAUGGAGUUGUGCUGGCAACUGAGAAGAAACAGAAGUCCAUAUUGUACGAUGAACAGAGCGUGCACAAAGUUGAACCAAUAACCAAACACAUCGGCAUGGUGUACAGUGGAAUGGGUCCUGACUACAGGGUGCUGGUCAGAAGAGCAAGAAAGCUGGCUCAGCAGUAUUUCCUGGUAUACCAAGAGCCAAUCCCCACAGGCCAGCUGGUACAGAGAGUGGCUUCUGUUAUGCAAGAAUACACACAGUCUGGAGGUGUGCGCCCAUUUGGAGUCUCUCUUCUCAUUGCCGGUUGGGACGAGGACCGACCAUACUUGUUUCAGUCAGACCCAUCGGGAGCAUACUUCGCCUGGAAAGCCACAGCAAUGGGAAAGAACUAUGUGAAUGGAAAAACGUUCCUUGAAAAAAGAUAUAAUGAAGAUCUGGAGCUUGAAGAUGCUAUACACACCGCCAUCUUAACUUUGAAGGAAAGUUUUGAAGGGCAGAUGACAGAGGACAAUAUUGAGGUGGGCAUCUGUAAUGAAGCAGGAUUUCGCAGACUGUCACCUGCUGAGGUGAAGGAUUACCUAGCAGCAAUUGUUUAAAAACUACAGCACUACAACUGCUUACAGUUUACCAUUUCGGUUUGGUUGUUUGUUUAAAUGCUGCAUUUUUAUUAUUUGUACAUCUGUGUAACUGAUUUCUUUAUAAAAGGAUGUAUAUUAUCAA
Messenger RNA from Ctenopharyngodon idella (grass carp), 906 nucleotides. RefSeq names its product proteasome 20S subunit alpha 2b (gene psma2b). Gene Ontology annotation, biological process: ubiquitin-dependent protein catabolic process. NCBI's taxonomy places the organism in Eukaryota, Metazoa, Chordata, Actinopteri, Cypriniformes, Xenocyprididae. Gene Ontology annotation, cellular component: proteasome core complex; proteasome core complex, alpha-subunit complex. The transcript is spliced from 8 exons. The record is from RefSeq and is a predicted model, not a curated record. The coding region runs from base 78 to 782 and encodes 234 amino acids.